Molecule: messenger RNA, 3801 nt
Organism: Folsomia candida
Lineage: Eukaryota; Metazoa; Arthropoda; Collembola; Entomobryomorpha; Isotomidae
Product: polyadenylate-binding protein, cytoplasmic and nuclear
Exons: 7
Coding region: 210-3176 (988 amino acids)
Cellular component (GO): cytosol
Molecular function (GO): mRNA binding
Source: RefSeq, a predicted model, not a curated record
AGUGCACCCAACAUACAUCACGUUCAAAUGCCAGCCACCUUUACAAAAUUGCAAUUUUUUCGUCACUUUGCACAAGAACAAUUACAAAUUUUUCGCUGUGUCCUCCCACAAAAGUAGCAUCGUCAAGUAUUCAUCGUCACUUCAAGUUUUCGAAACAAGAGAAGCUUCGACAAUAAAACUGACAGAAUUUUUGGUGGAUUUGACGUGUAAUGGCGGAUGGUGACCGCACGAUCCCUCCCGACGACACGUUUCACCCCACCACUGACGACAUACACGACCUGAGCGAAUUCCUCCCGUCAAUUUCCUCCUCGUCCAGCCCAAGUUCCGGUCUGGAUUCGAUUUCCAACCAAUUUAAAGGAAUCCUGAUGGACCUCCACGACUCUAUGUUGCCCACCACGCCAUCGCCUCCCGACGGUGACGUCAAGAUGCAACAGGAAGAAAUCCCUGGGCUCGGGGGCGACAAAGAAGAAGAUCUUGGCUCGGCAUUAUUUACUAAUUCUAAACUCGGCGCAAACUUUGAUAUCACGUCGGUCGCCACACUGCCGGUUCAUGCCCCUCCUCCCGAUGCUAUUAACGACUUUACGGACGAUCUAGAGAUGGGUGACGCAAGUCUCAACAGUUUUGAUAAUUUCGCCAGUGACAUCUCCGCGGCACAGGUUACAGAAACCAAUGAGGAUAACGGCUCCUCCGCUAUUGAAAGUGACGAAGUCGUACUGCUUGGAAAUGGUGACACAAACGAUAUAAAACUUGAUGAGGAACUUUUGGAUUUAAAACCCCCCUCGCCCGGUGCCAGGAUCAAACUCCAUGUCGCCAAACUUCCCACCGGCUUUAAGGAAGAACACAUUGUCAACUUGUUUGAACCCUUCGGUACCGUUGUUGAGUGCGAAUUAUUUCCAUACAAAAAUUUCGCCUAUGUCCAUCUGGAUAAUGAGGCGGGUGGGCUGGAAGCGAUCAAAAUGCUGAACAAGAUAAAACUCAACGGGCAGAAUAUUACAGUGAUGAAGUCUAAAUUGGCAACAAAUGUCGUGCCAAAGGCACCCCCCUCCUCGGCCAAUGAGGAAACCGUGACUACUUACAAGAUCUACUUUUCCAACCUGAAACCCAAUGUCACCAAAGAGAUUGUCACCGAUCUCGUCAAAGAGUACGGGAGAAUCGUCGACAUUGAGAUUUACAGAUCAAAUUCCGCCUUUGUGCACAUGGAGGAGGAGGAGGCCGGAAUUCGUGUGAUACAGGAAUUGAACGGGAAGGUCGUUCCAGAGUUCGAGCGCCCCAUUGAUGUCUCGCUAUCUAAAAAUCCUGAAGGGCCGAGGAUCCCUGUUGUGCGCCUGCAGGUGAAGAAUCUACCCGAAGACUUGUCCGCUAAUCAGAUCCGCUCCCUAUUCCAGCCCUAUGGCCUCGUCGUCUCGACCACCCUCGCCAAAAGCAAGUUCGAUCCCCUCAGGAAGGCCAUCGUGCAAUUGGAACAGCUUGGCGACAUUCGGUCCGCCAUCAAAGAUCUCGGCGAAAUGGAGUUCAAUGGGAAGAAAUUGCUUGUCGAAGCUCUCCUCGAAACUCCUCCCAUCGUUUCCACCCCUUCCGGCAGCAGCUCAGCUUUCAAUCACUCCGCGGCUUCGUCCUCCUCAUCAUCUAAGAAGAAGAAGAAACGUGGAGGAGGACCGAACAAUUUCUCCCCGUUACGUCCGCCUCCCAUUCCGCCAAUGCUACCCCCCAUGAGAGUCAUGCCGGAACGCUUCGCUGACGACGGAUACCACAAUUACGGCGACUUUCCCCCACCUCCGCCAAUGUUUCGAGGCCGAGGGUGUGGCAUUGGGAUGAGGCCGCCCAUGUUUCACAGGCCUCCAAUGAUGAUGCAUACUGAACGGAUCGCUCGUGACAGGCCACCACAACCCAUGCUGCCGCCCGGUCUAUUCGGCGGUGGUGGACCGCGUGGACCUCGCGGAGGACCUUUUGGAGGACCUCGUGGAGGUCGUGGAGGAGGAAAUGGUAUGCCCAAUAUGCCACCAGGAGGACGUCCCCCAUUUGGCCCCCGUUUUCCGAAACGCCCCUUCCAGCCUCACUUUCCUCCUCCCCCAGAACAAUACGAUUUCGACACGUACUAUCAAGAUCCCUCUGCCGCCUCGGCGCGGGACCAUUACGCCCCGAGCUUGGAGGACGAAUACGACUCUUACGCGCAACAAAUUCAAGGAAACAUGCGCAAUUUUUCGUCACCACCGCAGAAAAAAUCGCGUGGUGGGGGAGUAGGUAGUCGCGGUGGUCGUGGAGGAGGCAAUUCUCGCCCCGGAAACAACAUCCCCACUCUCAUGCCUUCAUCUUUUAACCCAUUCGCCGAGGAUGACGACUACUUGUCCACCACACAACCUCCCGCUCUUCAGCUCUCACUCGGUGAACGAGAAUAUUUUCCUCCUAGUCGUGGUCGAGGGGGACGUGGUCGCGGAGCCAGCUCAACUAUUCAACAACAACGCCACGCCACGCAGCAAGCGCAGGUCGAAUCUUUCCAAGCCAAACAACUCAUGACAGCGGCAGGAUAUGGUCCUUCUUCGUCACAGUCCAACUAUCUUGCGCAAGAGCAAAUACCCGGGUCGUCGUUCCCCCCUGAUGAUCCCUCAUUCCAAGAAGACUCUUAUUUCGACGUGCCCCACACCAUCAACGGCACCUUCAACGCCAUCCCCUUUGACUACUCUAACCUAAAACGGAAGCCGAAUGGGAAUCAAAACGUUACCAAACGUGGUGGCGGAGCUCCUAAUCAGGCCGGAAGGGGAUCGGGACGCGGCGGGAAUAGGGGGAACAGGGGUGGGGCAGGGGGCGCUAGCAGAGGUGGGGUCGGGGGUGGAAAGAAUAAGAAGAAAGCGCGUCAUCCCGGCCUCGGCGCGAGUAAAGGCGGCGCAAAUCAAAUAAAUCCUAAUGAAAUGCCACUCGGAGGAGGAGGCGGUGGUGGUGGAUUUGGUCCUGGCGCGGGCACUUUUAGCGGCGGAAGAGGAGGGGGAGGACGAGGAGCGGGAUCUUCAAAUAAUUUUGGGGGACGUGGGGGAGGGGGUCGAGGAGGGGGAAAUCAGACUGCACGCUACAAGACGAAGCAACAGGCGAAAGACGAUAAUGUCGAAUAUGCAGAAUUUCUGGCUAACAAGUCCUGGCUCCAUCAAGCCAUCCCUGGCGUCGUACGGCCAGCACAAAGAUAAAAUUAUAUAAUAGGCAUUAAAUUUGCAAAUAUUUUCUAUUUUCCCUCGAUAAGAUCGAAAAACAAAUCCUAUCAUCAUGUUUUUUUACAAUUGUUAGUCAAAUGUUUAUUUAUUUAGUGAUUAUGUGAUUAAGUAGAUUUUAUGUACAUAUGCUGUUCUCAUAGUCUAAUUUAUUUACCCUAUUUCUUGCCACUAUUUCUCGAUCCUAUUAAUUAAAUUUAAGACUUUUACGAAGUAUGGGCCAGAUGUUAACUUAUGGAAGUAAAAGUUGCAAAUUUCCUCAUGUCACUAUCGUCUUUGGAUCAUCAUCACUAGUUAAUUACCUAAUCGCUACAUGUCGAGAGAAUGAAAUGAAAUGAAUGCAUUUUAAUCAUACCAUAUUUUCCCAAUACUAAUUAAUGCAUAUGCAAUAUGUACAUACUGCAGUUUUAGAGCAGCAAUUAUAAUAAUUAGUGCAGAAGACGUAAGUUUUACUGUAGUCGACUUUUGUUAAUUAAUUUCCUCGCCUCGUGGAAAAAUAAAUUGUUAACUUGUGUAAAUUGAUCUGAUCUGAUUCUAAAUACUUGUUCCAUAAAAUAACUAAAACACUGAAAUAAACCUAAUCAAAAAUGAACAAAUAAAUUCG